AUGGCAUCGGACACAAACAAAAAGAAGACCAUGAUCUUCUUCCAUCCUGAUUUAGGAAUCGGAGGCGCAGAACGGUUGGUAAUUGAUGCCGCCGUGGGACUUCAGAAUCGCGGGUACAAAGUCGUUAUCUUCACCAGCCAUUGUGAUCCAAAACACUGCUUUGAUGAAGCGCGAGACGGUACUCUUGAUGUACGAGUCCGCGGUAACUGGCUUAUACCUGCCUCCAUUUUCUCUCGGUUCACGAUCAUAUGCGCCAUCCUCCGCCAGCUUCACAUUAUCUUCGCAACAUACUAUUAUUCCGAGUUCAAGAAGCUGAAACCAGAUGCCUUUUUCGUCGACCAACUCAGCGCUGGACUGCCGUGGCUGGCUUAUCUGUAUCCCGAGCCGCGAAUACUGUUCUACUGCCACUUCCCAGAUCUUCUGUUGGCGCAAGGCCGUUCAGCAUGGUGGAAGCGGGUGUACAGAGUACCUUUCGACUUCAUCGAGCAGUGGAGCAUGAGUUUCGCGGAUUCUAUUGCGGUAAACUCGGGUUUUACGAAGGGCGUUGUAGGUAGUGUGUGGCCGGAUCUGGUGGCAGAGAAAGAUUUGCAGAUUGUGUAUCCUUGUGUGGACAUCAAGGAGAAGAAGCCUGACUUUUUUGAUGAACCCGUUUCAGCGUGGCAUGAUAAGAGCAUACUAUUGAGCAUAAACAGGUUCGAAAGGAAGAAGGAUAUAGGACUUGCAAUCAAAGCAUAUGCUGGCUUAGAGAAGAAAGCACGCGAGAAUGUGAUGUUGAUUCUUGCAGGCGGCUACGACAACCGAGUUCAAGAGAAUGUUGUCUAUCACAAGGAACUUGUCCAAUUGGCUGAGAGUCUAGGUCUCAAGACCGCAACAACCAAAACGAUAGUCACGGCCUUGAAUGUCCCAGACAACGUCGAUAUCCUUUUCUUAUUAUCAGUGCCAAACGCAUUGAAAGAUGUUUUGCUCAAAUCGGCUCGUUUGCUGAUAUAUACUCCUUCUAACGAGCACUUCGGCAUCGUGCCGCUGGAAGCAAUGUUAGCCGGAGUUCCUGUCUUGGCUGCAAACACUGGAGGGCCACUCGAAACAGUAGUCGAAGGAAAAACUGGUUGGCUGUGCCCACCCGAGGACACCAAACGCUGGACAGCAGUCAUGAAUAACGUACUGCACAAGAUAUCGGACAAGGACAUCAAAAAAAUGGGUACUGCCGGCAUCGAUAGGGUCAAACGCGAAUUCUCAGACGUCAAAAUGGCAGAGAGACUCGAUGAGAUUAUUGCAGCUAUGGCUAAUGUUCCACGAAGGAGUUGUAUCCAAAUAUCGAUGUUCAGUAUGACCGUCCUCCUUUUGGUCUAUGACACAGGAUAUUACGUUUACAAAUCUCAAAAUCCAGAUGCUUAUGCCAUGGGGCCACAGAAGAAACUGCAGCCUCCAUUCACUUAUAGUGCGUUGGCAGCCCUCUGUUGGGUUGCGUACUUUGUAAUUGGUUUGAUAGGGAUAGGGAAGCCAAAGGCCCAGCAGGGAGCUACAUCGUCGAAAAAGAUUCAAUGA
Molecule: messenger RNA, 1545 nt
Organism: Cadophora gregata
Lineage: Eukaryota; Fungi; Ascomycota; Leotiomycetes; Helotiales; Ploettnerulaceae
Product: Alpha-1,3-mannosyltransferase-like protein
Exons: 3
Coding region: 1-1545 (514 amino acids)
Molecular function (GO): alpha-1,3-mannosyltransferase activity; GDP-Man:Man(1)GlcNAc(2)-PP-Dol alpha-1,3-mannosyltransferase activity
Source: RefSeq, a predicted model, not a curated record